Messenger RNA from Opisthorchis viverrini, 1127 nucleotides. RefSeq lists its product as hypothetical. The transcript has 2 exons. Bases 132 to 1127 code for a protein of 331 amino acids. Lineage: Eukaryota; Metazoa; Platyhelminthes; Trematoda; Opisthorchiida; Opisthorchiidae. The record is from RefSeq and is a predicted model, not a curated record.
GCUCUCCUCUUUUUACAGCUCUGUCAGCCUGGGAAUUCUAUCACACUUCGUCCUUGAGUGGUCGUUGGUUUCUUGCGAUGGUGCUGCUCCUCUCCAUUGAUUUCGACCUCUAGAAUUUCGUCUGGAAAACAAUGCUCCAGAGAAAAAGCUCCAGGCGUUGUUCUGCUCAGUAUUACCUUUCCGCCGAAGAUCAUGUGGAGAACGAAGUCAAGCACGAGCGUUUACUAACCGAAACCUCACGUCUAUCCUCAUCUUGGGCUAGCCUGAGUGUCUCUGGGAACGACAAAGCUGAAAGCGAUUGCUCUUCCUCCUCAGUCUCUGCUAACAAUAGCCCGAACCAUCGUCCGAAUUCAUUCAGUGGCCCCUUGGUCAUAUCGGUCACAUGUUCCGGUAAUUCCUGCCAAAGCGCUCAUGGCUGUCACCCCGCUCAACCUUCCAGUAGUAGGUGUACGCCCACUAGUCCUACCCCUCAUAGUCUUUCCUCAGGUCACGCAUCACCCGCGGCUUCUCCUGUUUCCUCCCGUGUGCAGUGUUACUCACCCGGUUUAGCUCCGUCUUUAAGCUCGCCCACAACCCGCCGUCCCAAUACCGCUAGUCCCCUGUUGCUACCAUCAGCUUUAUGUAGAAAACGCGGUUACUUCUCAACCAUGUUGACUGCAGGCUGUUCCAGCGGGGACGCAAGUCGUGAAGGAUCGCCUGAUUCUUCUUUAUCCUCCGGUCGCGGUUGUAAAUCUAUGCGCCAGGCUGACGGGCGGGCAUAUUCAUUUUGUGAUGCUCCUCAAUUCAGGUGGCCUCCAGGUCCUCCAGUUACUUCGAAUCCCCCGAGUCCGUCGUGUCACUUGUUCCCGUCACUCCUUCCGACCGGUACUGCCCCAAGCAGUCCAUCCACCUCAAGCCUACCAUCACCACGCCUUUCAUUUACUUCUUCAUUGAUAACAUUCCCCGGGUCUCCAGCCUCUUCGGCAGCCUUGAAUUCAACAACAUCAUCUGGUGGGGUUCCACAGCUGCUGCCGAGUCCCAAGUCAGAAACAAAGCUAACCAGUGUGAUGGACACAGAGGCUACCACUUCUGUGCCACCCACCGAUGACUCUGAUAGGAAUGAAUCCGCAUCUGCUUCAGAGUGCUAA